UCGGUCUCCCAAGCUCGGCAAGAUGGGCGACUGGAGCUUCCUGGGGGAGUUCCUGGAGGAGGUCCACAAGCACUCCACUGUCAUCGGCAAGGUCUGGCUCACCGUCCUCUUCAUCUUCCGCAUGCUGGUCCUGGGCACCGCCGCAGAGUCCUCCUGGGGAGAUGAGCAGGCUGAUUUCCGGUGCGACACCAUUCAGCCUGGUUGCCAGAACGUCUGCUACGACCAAGCCUUCCCCAUCUCCCAUAUCCGCUACUGGGUGCUGCAGAUCAUCUUCGUGUCCACGCCGUCUCUAGUGUACAUGGGCCACGCCGUGCACACGGUGCGCAUGCAGGAAAAGCAGAGGCUGCGGGACGCUGAGAGAGCCAAAGAGGUCCGAGGGCCUGGGGCCUACGAGUACGCGGCGGCCGAGAAGGCCGAGCUGUCCUGCUGGCCUGAAGGGAACGGGAAGAUCGUCCUCCAGGGCACUCUGCUCAACACCUACGUCUGCGCCAUUCUCAUCCGCACCACCAUGGAGGUGGCCUUCAUCGUGGGCCAGUACCUCCUCUACGGGAUCUUCCUGGACACCCUGCACGUCUGCCGCAGGAGUCCCUGUCCCCACCCGGUCAACUGUUACGUCUCGAGGCCCACGGAGAAGAACGUCUUCAUCGUCUUCAUGAUGGCCGUGGCGGGGCUGUCUCUCUUUCUCAGCCUGGCCGAGCUCUACCACCUGGGCUGGAAGAAGCUCCGACAGCGCUUCAAGUCGCGGCAGGGUGUGGACAAGCGCCAGCUCCUUGGCCCCUCCGCCAGCCUCGUCCAGGGCCUCACUCCUCCCCCCGACUUCAACCAGUGCCUGAAGAACAGCCCCGGCGAGAAGUUCUUCCGUGACUUCGGCAAUGUGGGCCCCUGCAAGAACCCAGACCCUCUGGCCACCGAGGAAGGGCCAGGCCAGCCGCAGGUUCCUGGGGAGGGCUUCAUCCACAUGCAGUACGGCCAGAAGCCCGAGGAGCCCAACGGAGCCUCCCCCGGCCACCGCCUUCCUCAGGGCUGCUACCACAGCGACAAGCGCCGCCUUAGCAAGGCCAGCAGCAAAGCGAGGUCAGAUGACCUGUCCGUGUGAUCCACCAGGGCUCUCAGGAGGCUGAGGCAGGGGCGAAGCAGUCCUUGGUGACCGCUGUGAUCCUUCUGUCCCGGCUCUGGAUGGCUUUGCUCAUCAGUCCUCAAAAUUACAGUUCCAAGAGCGUUCUUAAUGACAGGACUACUCCUCGGGUCCCGUCCCUCCUCAUCCUAUACCAGUAUUUGCUGAAUAGAGUGUGGGCAGGGACGGGAACCAUGGCCUGGGAGGACAGACACGAGGAUUUAACACCAGCAACACACCCCAGAGAGACUCCCACCCUGACCCCAAGUCUUGGCUUCUUUGGUACUAUGCCUAUCCUUUUUUUUUUUUUUAAAGGAAGCGACCAAGGUUGAGAGAAUUCAUCAAAUAAUUUGCAUUGUCUCGUUCUUGUAUCUUUUGUUUGUUUCCAUGGGUUAUACCCUGGAGCACUGGUGAGGUAACUGUGGGCUGCCAUUGGCUACAUCUCCCUCCUCCCAGCCCCUCCUCCCAGGGUAUCCUUGGACCUCCACCAGCCAUCAGCUUUACAAGUGCCUUGGUAUGUGCCUUUGGCAAACAUCUCGCGUUGAUGAUGUUGCCGUCUUUCUGCCAGGCUAGACACCCGGCUCAAAGGGUGCCAAGACCUCUAGGGAGUCACUGCACACACACACACCGCUGGAACCGCCACCACCUGUCACCCUGCAGUCCUUUAUGAUAAAAACCAUCCUCGCCUGUUCUCCCAGAGUUCCUCUAAAAUCUAUUAACAGGAACGGCUGAAGCCACCUUCCUCUCGUGGAUCCUGGCCAUGGGACCGGCCACCAAGUUCAGUGGAAUUUUCCCAGGAUUUAAUGAAACAAAGAGAGCAUUGUGCUUCUCAGGUUCUUCUGGGGAAUCCCCGUCCCCCACAAUUCUGCUGUGAAGAUGAAAACUGAGGGGUGGGGGGCGCGGAGAACACUAGAAAACUAUUUUCCAUCCUAUAUAUGUCUUCCACUGUCUGCCAACUUUGAAUGCAGAGUUAGUGAUGGGAGCUGAGGCCCCAGAUCUCUCUCUCAGAGGCAUCAAGGGGACAUGGAAGCAGGGAGGGAUCUCCAGCUGUUUUCGGCAAGGCCCUCAUCUAGUGCAAAGAUUCCCGUGUUUCCUUGGUACCCUUAGGAGAACUACGAAGGGGGACUGUAGAAGAGCCCUGCCUUCCUCAGGGUCUAGCCUGGGUCUCUACUGAAUGGACCCAUAUUAGUUGUCUUCCAUUUUUUAUGUAGAUGAAAAAUGCUCAGAAUUAGAUACCAAGACUUAUAAACACAUUGCUACAUUAAAAUCGAAGUGUGUGUGCAUGCUCGUCCAUCUGUGUGUGUGUGUGUGUGUGUGUGUGUGUGCACGCGAGCAUGAUAAUGCUGAUAGAAUGGUGAAGGAAAGUCCUAAAGAAUGGUAGGAAACUCGUAGAGAAACUUGGGUCUCCCUGCCUCAUUUUCAGUUGUCUGACGGGAGGGCCAAGCUUACAUGUUUAUCAGCCUAAGGGACAGGCAUGAGAAAUCAGUACAGGAGGGUGAAGUUCAGAGGUCAAUCUCUGCCUUCGUGAGCCAUCUUUGGGUCCCUCUGAUGGUAUGUGGAUGCUACUGAUGGUUAGAAAGGAAGAGGUGAAGAUUAUUUGGGAAAGAUUGGCUGGCUGUUCUAGCCUCAAAACAUUUCAUGCAUUACCUGACACUGGCAUUAAGAUUCUGUUUUUCUGUUCUGGUAUGUGUGUUUGUCUUCUGAAGUUAGUGCUUUUGAAUUAGCAAACUCUGAGGCAAGCCUUUGGUCAUGAGGUUUUCAGAAGAGAAAAAGAAAAUAAUAUGUGUGACUUAUCUGAAA
This is a messenger RNA of Psammomys obesus (fat sand rat), 2914 nucleotides long. RefSeq names its product gap junction protein alpha 5 (gene Gja5). Gene Ontology annotation, cellular component: connexin complex. The transcript has a single exon. The record is from RefSeq and is a predicted model, not a curated record. Gene Ontology annotation, biological process: cell communication. The coding region runs from base 23 to 1096 and encodes 357 amino acids. Lineage: Eukaryota; Metazoa; Chordata; Mammalia; Rodentia; Muridae.